AAAUAGAAAGAAUGGAGGGCCAUGCUGUAUAAGUAGCCCACACUCAAGGACGAAGGACAUUCACUCUGCAAACCCUUGAAGACUCAGCUUCAGCACCUACUAGCAGAACAGGUAGCCCUGUGCCUGAUUUCAUCAUGACCUACCGGUGCCUCCUCCCGAUGGUUCUCCUGCUGUGUUUCUCCACCACAGCUCUUUCCAGGAGCUACAGCUUGCUUCGAUUCCAACAAAGUCAGAGCCUUGCAGAGUGUCAGAAACUCCUGGGGCAGUUACCUUCAACUCCUCAUCAUUGCCUCGAGUUCAGGAUGGACUUCCAGAUGCCUGAGGAGAUGAACCAAGCACAGCAGUUCCAGAAGGAAGAUGCCAUAUUGGUCAUGUAUGAGAUGCUCCAGAAGAUCUUCAAUAUUCUCACCAGAGACUUCUCCAGCACUGGCUGGUCUGAGACCAUCAUCGAGGACCUCCUUGCGGAACUCUAUGGGCAGAUGAAACGUCUGCAGCCAAUCCAGAAGGAAAUAAUGCAGAAGCAAAACUCCACUAUGGGAGACACGACCAUUCCCCACCUAGGGAAAUACUACUUCAACCUCGUGCAGUACCUGGAGUCCAAGGAGUACAACAGUUGUGCCUGGACAGUCGUGCGAGUGCAAAUACUCACGAACUUUUCUUUCCUGAUGGGACUAACAGGUUGCCUCCGUGACUGA
Bubalus bubalis (water buffalo) is the source of this 695-nucleotide messenger RNA. RefSeq names its product interferon beta-3-like. The record is from RefSeq and is a predicted model, not a curated record. Gene Ontology annotation, biological process: defense response; cytokine-mediated signaling pathway; humoral immune response. Gene Ontology annotation, cellular component: extracellular region. The transcript has a single exon. Lineage: Eukaryota; Metazoa; Chordata; Mammalia; Artiodactyla; Bovidae. Gene Ontology annotation, molecular function: type I interferon receptor binding; cytokine activity. Bases 135 to 695 code for a protein of 186 amino acids.